Capsella rubella is the source of this 1833-nucleotide messenger RNA. Its product is annotated as rop guanine nucleotide exchange factor 12. The record is from RefSeq and is a predicted model, not a curated record. The transcript has 6 exons. Gene Ontology annotation, molecular function: guanyl-nucleotide exchange factor activity. The coding region runs from base 108 to 1652 and encodes 514 amino acids. NCBI's taxonomy places the organism in Eukaryota, Viridiplantae, Streptophyta, Magnoliopsida, Brassicales, Brassicaceae.
AAUCUCAAGAGAGGCCCAUUUUGAUCCUCUCCCUCUCUCUCUCUCUUUCUCUUUUUUGUCUCCUCUCUAGAUUUCUCUCGUGUGAUAAUAAUAUCACAAAAUCAGGAAUGGUUCGUGCGUCAGAACAAGAACAAGAAAGCUAUAGGAGCAGGCUCUUCAAUUUCAAAUGGAGGAACAACGAAAACAACAAUGCAGCGAGACACGCCAAAAGUCUCAGCGUCGAGACGGGUCUAGACGAGGCUGCCACCGGGUCCAACGAGCCCGAACCGUUGACCAUUAUUCAUCCUAGUCAGGGCCCGCCACUUUUAAGAUCGGCUGCGGAUGAAGCAGCGCUUGCCGCUGCACUAGCUAGAGAAAAACAACUUUUGGCAGACAUGGAGCAGAUGAAAGAACGUUUCUCCAAGCUGUUGCUGGGAGAGGACAAUUCAGGCGGGGGCAAAGGAGUAUCCUCUGCUCUUGCCCUCUCAAACGCAAUCACAAACCUUGCAGCUUCCGUGUUCGGAGAGCAAAGACGUUUGGAGCCAAUGCCUGCAGAGAGAAGAGCAAGAUGGAGAAAAGAGAUUGAUUGGCUUCUCUCCGUGACUGACUACGUGGUUGAGUUUGCUCCAUCUCAACAAAAAAAUAAAGAUGGGACCAAUAUGGAGAUUAUGACCACACGCCAACGUACAGACCUCCACAUGAAUAUCCCCGCAUUGAAGAAAUUGGACGCCAUGCUUAUCGAUUGUCUAGAAAACUUCAAGGACCAAAACGAGUUCGUCUAUGUUUCAAAAGACUCCCCUGGCUCAGAUUGUAAGAGAAACGACGACAAAUGGUGGAUUCCGACUGUAAAAGUUCCACCAGAUGGCCUAUCCGAAGCUUCUAGGCGGUUCUUGCAGUACCAGAAAGAUUGUGUAAACCAGGUUCUAAAAGCAGCCAUGGCCAUAAACGCUCAGGUUUUGUUUGAGAUGGAGAUACCUGAGAGCUACAUCGACUCUCUGCCAAAGAAUGGGAGGGCGAGUCUCGGAGAUCAGAUGUACAAGAAUAUAACGGUGGACUUCUUUGACCCGGACCAGUUCCUGAACAGCAUGGACAUGUCCUCGGAGCACAAGAUCGUCGACCUCAAAAAUAGAAUCGAGGCAUCAAUCGUAAUAUGGAAACGCAAAAUGGUUUACAAAGAUAGCAAAUCAUCGGCACCAUGGGCCUCCGGAGUCAGUCUGGAGAAGCGAGAGGUGUUCGAAGAGCGAGCUGAGACUAUUUUGCUCAUACUCAAGCAAAGGUACCCUGGGAUUUCUCAGUCUGCACUCGACAUCAGCAAAAUCCAGUUCAACAUGGACAUGGGCCAAGCGGUGCUGGAGAGCUACUCGAGAAUACUGGAGAGUUUGGCGUACACAGUACUAUCUAGAAUCGAUGAUGUUUUGGAGGCAGACCGCGCGGGGAACAAGAGGAGCACACCGAUGGAAUCAGAGGACGAGACGCUGGUCGGGAGCAUGACGCUGUCGGAUUUCAUGGGGUGGGACUUCGAUCAGGGGAACAGUGUCGGUGGCGACUUAGAGUCUAAAAAAGAUACAUCAGAUGAUCAGUUGGUGAAGGAGAAGCUAAGCGUAGUGACGACCAAGAAGACCUCAUACCUCGAAACCUUAGGCGGCGUCAAGAGUCCGACGGCGCGACAUUGAUAAAUUAUGGGGACAUCUUGGAAGAAAACCAAAAAUUAGGAGGGCAAAAGAGCUAUUAUGUUAUUUUUAGGAUUCAAAACUUUGGAAGGGCUUUGUAAUUCCUUUAUUGUAAAAAAACACACAUUGGGCUUUAUAAGAUUAGGCCCAUUUUAUUGUAAACCCAUUUUAACGAACCCAUAUG